Molecule: messenger RNA, 1929 nt
Organism: Aspergillus melleus
Lineage: Eukaryota; Fungi; Ascomycota; Eurotiomycetes; Eurotiales; Aspergillaceae
Exons: 7
Coding region: 1-1929 (642 amino acids)
Source: RefSeq, a predicted model, not a curated record
AUGGCUAAACGCUCUUUCAAACGCUCUUUGGAAUGGAAGGUCGCGCAGCAACAAAAGAAAAGAGAAGAAGCCCGUAAACGCCGUGAGCAACAAGGAUACAAUCCUGACGACUAUCGACAGAAAGAUUCCGAACGCAGGAGAAAAAGAGCAUCAGGAAAAUCACGAGCUGUUUACAAGGAUCAUGUCAGAAAAUAUCAGGUGUUUCUCCAGGAUGAGAAGAAUAUGCCAGAUGAUCACAAUGUUGGAGAGGGAUAUCCGACACCUACGCUAGAGGAGCUUAAAGAGUUUAUUCGCUGGUAUGCCGUUUCUACCAAGGGUAGGCUUGCUAGAAAUGGGCGGCCUACACGAAACUCGACCUUGAACUGGGCUCAAAAGUUCGUCGCUGGCUUUUACCUCGUGACUGGGAAUGAGAUACCAAAGAACGAUAGUUCAGCCUUCUAUGAGUUCAUAGAAAAUGAAUUAGUCGAAGAAGGAUUCCUAUCAACAGCCACGAAGCCACUGAAUGACUUCGGACUUGAAAGCUUUGAGCGCACUUUUGCUGUUUUCUGGACCUCUGAUGACGCAUGUUUCAUGCCAGGGAGACAUCGUGUCCAAUUUCACUUCAUUACUCUCCAGUUUCUAUGUUCCGCUGCCAGAGUUUCUCACUUUACACCUUCAACCAAAAAUGAAAACGAAGCUCAAACCGAAGCUCAAACCGAAGCUCAAACCGAAGAUCAAACCGAAGAUCAAACCGAAGAUCAAACCGAAGAUCAAACCAAACGGGGCCUUCGUUACAAAGAUAUCCAGCUUGUAUUAUUUCGUACCCAGGAUGAUCCUUGGCUAAUUGGAUGGAGACUGGACCAACGGUUUGUCAAGGGUAAUAAAGACCCUGAUAAUACAGUGUUUGGUACUGCUAUCUGGGACUGUGAUGAACCCAUGUACUCAGGAGCAAUAUAUCUUCUUGCGCUGGCUCUUGCGGAUGGCGCUCUCUUUCAUUUCAAGAGCGCCAAAGAUGUGUUUGAACAAAGAAUUCCGGAAGGAGAAAACGAGAUGGUACUUCGAUGGGAAGAUGAAGCAUUAGAAAGAUGCGUUGUCCGAAGUGUCACAGGCGAAGGUGUCAGUGAGGAUCCAUUAACACAGUGGAAGUAUCAGGCCGACCUCAGCAAGAUCUUGAGGUGGGCUGGUUACUCCAUCACUGCCACGGUUCAUGCCAUGCGUCGUUUUCUAGGAAAGAAAAUUGCAGCCAAAUACACACCGGCUCUUGUGGCGCAGCUUCUUACGCACAGGUCAGAGCAGAUUUAUGGUGACAACUAUCUUGCCAGCUGCUCGGGUGUAGAUGUGGUCAAUGCAAUGAGGGGAAAUGCCGUGGACAAUCGCCUCAUUGACUAUUUGCAAGGCUACGAGCAAUUUCAUGAAAAUGGCCUUCCCCAUCGGCUACCUUUCGAAGAGCAAUUGAAACUUGAUGAGCACCCAGAUUUGGUUGCCAUAGACCGGAAAAUUGAGAAUGCGGCACUACCUGACGAGAGAAGAAGAUUACAGAAGGAGCGAAGUGCUCUUAAGCGACAGCUCCAUCCCAAGGCGUUGCAUGAUUAUCACGACCGAUGGGUGCGGGAACGACGUGACCGGAAAAUUACAUCUGGGGGUAGAGAACGCACAGAAUAUGUUGAGGAGGUUGCAGAAAAGCAGGCACUGGGAAAGAUCAUGCCCGAAUUAGGUCGCUUGACGGGAAUUAUGUCUUGCAAUAAACCGCUUACUUUUCAUGAGAAAGCCAGUGUGGUGGAGGAUCUCCACACCCACUGUCUCCGCGACUUCUCUGUGGUAUAUCUCCCGGGAGAAGACCCCGUGAAAGGCCGAUGUCCAGUGGAAAACUGUCCAGUUGGAGCAGUCAUAUCCAUGUUUGCCGUCGGCGCGAACACGCUGAGAAAUAUCAGAUCCCGUUUCGAAAAGUAA